Acinonyx jubatus (cheetah) is the source of this 1271-nucleotide messenger RNA. It is a transcript of the gene NUDT6, whose product is annotated as nudix hydrolase 6. NCBI's taxonomy places the organism in Eukaryota, Metazoa, Chordata, Mammalia, Carnivora, Felidae. The transcript is spliced from 5 exons. Gene Ontology annotation, molecular function: ADP-ribose diphosphatase activity; NAD binding; NADH pyrophosphatase activity. The coding region runs from base 70 to 1020 and encodes 316 amino acids. The record is from RefSeq and is a predicted model, not a curated record.
CCUCCGCUCCUGACCUAGGCGGAAGGUUGAUUUUAGGGGCCUAAAGAGUGGUCGAAUGGGGACUUGAAGAUGCCGCCAUUUCUGAGCGGGCGUUUCUGGCGCGCGGUGUUCACGCGGACCCGCGGCGAAAGGCUCUGGGCAGGGCACCGCCGGGCCUCGGGUAGUCCGGGUUGCAGGUGGGACGCUCUCGCCGGAGCGGACGUGCUGCGAGCCGAGCCGGACAGAUUCGGGGGCAUCUCGGUGCCUCUGGAGCGGUUUCGCGCACUGGACCGCCUGGACGCCGCCUCUUUCCAGAAGGUCUUGCAGGCUGCAAUACAGCAAUGGAGGUCAGAAGGUAGGAUAGCGGUAUGGCUGCACAUUCCCAUCCUCCAAAGCCAAUUUAUUGCCCCUGCUGCUUCCCUGGGUUUCUGCUUUCACCAUGCAGAGUCGGAUUCAUCCACACUGACACUGUGGCUGGGAGAAGGACCCAGCAGAUUACCAGGAUAUGCGACACAUCAAGUAGGAGUUGCAGGAGCUGUAUUUGAUGAAAAUACUAGAAAAAUAUUAGUUGUACAAGAUCGAAAUAAAUUGAAAAAUAUGUGGAAGCUCCCAGGAGGCCUGUCAGAGCCUGGAGAAGAUAUCGGAGACACAGCAGUUCGAGAAGUUUUUGAAGAGACUGGUAUAAAAUCAGAAUUCAGGUCCCUUCUGAGCAUUCGGCAACAGCACACCAAUCCCGGAGCUUUUGGGAAGUCAGAUAUGUAUAUCAUCUGUCGCUUAAAGCCAUAUUCAUUCACCAUAAAUUUUUGCCAGCGUGAAUGCUUAAGGUGUGAGUGGAUGGAUCUCCAUGACCUGGUCAAGACUGAAAACACAACUCCCAUCACCAGCAGAGUUGCUAGGCUGCUUCUCUACGGGUACAGAGAAGGGUUUGACAAGAUUGAUUUCACCGUGGAAGAACUUCCAGCAGUUUACACAGGCUUGUUCUAUAAACUGUAUCAUAAGGAACUGCCAGAGAAUUAUAGAACUAUGAUAGGAAUGGAUUAAAUCCAUAUUUGUGUUUUUAAAAAUGUUAAGUAAAUUGUACGUGUAGGAUAAUGUGUACCAUAUUAUAUGAAGUGGUGGACAUUUGGGGUUAACUAAUACCUGACUUUAAUUUCCCAAUUUUGUAUAAUUUCCAUGAAGAAAAUUUGUUUUUAAAAGCCUCUUUCCAAAUGAAGCAAAUGUAUGACAAAGAGUGUAGCUCUAAAUAAGCUUCACUGGAUAAAGGGAAAUGCUAUAUAAAAGGUGGAAGUCUA